AAAAAAGAGUCGAUAGUAAUGACAAAAGAAAUUCAAAAUUUAUUUGAAAGUAAUAACCAUUUAAAUCGACAGGAUUUAAUUUUUGUAUCAGCCCACAUGGGUAAAGGAUGGGAAAAUGUAGCUAGAGCUUUAGAAUAUUCUGAAGGUCAGAUUUUUCAAUUUCAUACAGAUUUUAUUAAAAGUGGCAUUAAAGAGGUGAUUUAUCAACUUUUAUUGGAUUGGACCAGAAUAAAGCCAAAUGAAGCAACAAUUGGUAGAAUUGCAAAAUUGUUAUGGGAUAACCACCAGAAAGAAGUAGUUAAGCUUAUGGCCGAUAGUAAAUAAUUAAUUUUAUUUAAAUAUGAAUCUAACAAUGUGUUAUCACUUUAUAUAAUUAAGUUAAUUCUUAUGCAAUAGGAUAUUUUUAUAAUUAAAAAUGAUUUUAUUCA
Molecule: messenger RNA, 428 nt
Organism: Agrilus planipennis (emerald ash borer)
Lineage: Eukaryota; Metazoa; Arthropoda; Insecta; Coleoptera; Buprestidae
Exons: 2
Coding region: 19-324 (101 amino acids)
Biological process (GO): signal transduction
Molecular function (GO): protein binding
Source: RefSeq, a predicted model, not a curated record